Messenger RNA from Aureobasidium subglaciale EXF-2481, 1101 nucleotides. RefSeq lists its product as uncharacterized. Gene Ontology annotation, molecular function: ATP binding; protein kinase activity. Gene Ontology annotation, biological process: protein phosphorylation; chromosome segregation. Gene Ontology annotation, cellular component: nucleus; cytoplasm; centrosome. The transcript is spliced from 6 exons. Lineage: Eukaryota; Fungi; Ascomycota; Dothideomycetes; Dothideales; Saccotheciaceae. Bases 1 to 1101 code for a protein of 366 amino acids. The record is from RefSeq and is a predicted model, not a curated record.
AUGUCGAACUGGGGACUAUCAAUCAUGAAGAGCAAGCCCGGAUGGGCACAGGACGAGGCCAACUGGGUCAGUGCGAAGCAACUAGGACAGCCGUAUCUUUGGAAGCUUCUCCAGGAUCUUGCUCGAGCAGUAUAUGCCAUGGAUAAUCCAACCGGUGACGGACUACCUGGAGAUAGCUUUGUGGGUCACAUCGACUUCAAGCCUGAAAAUAUUUUCCUCUGCAUGCCUGAUGAGUCUGAGUUUCCCAAGUAUCCCAUCGCCAAGUUGGCCGACUUUGGAGGCGCUAUUGUAUCUGGACCAUACGACGAUCGCCAAACACACCGCGACAAAAUGCAAACGACUGCAAUGACUAACGGAUACGUUGCGCCCGAGGUACUGCGGUUCCGCCUCAUGCCUGGUGAAAAUCACGAGGUCCCGGCAAGAGACAGCAAACCAGGCGUCACACUGCACAACACCCCCCGAAGAAUCACCACUGCCGUAAAUGUUUGGAAUCUUGGUUUGAUCAUCGCUGAGUUGAUGUGCCCGAAGAAGUUUUAUGCUCCGGCCUUGACGUUGAAAGCAUAUGACGCUCGCGAUGCAUGGAUCGAUGAUUUUGUCAAGCAAAAGGACUCCAUGACCAACUAUAGCGAGUUACUCAAGGACACGGUCAUCUGUUGUCUGAAGUACUUCCCUGACCAGCGACCAACACCGACACAACUUCUUACACUAAUCGACAAAGGUGUGAAGGAUCAUGCUGGCCUUAUGCAAAAUAGAGAUUGUCUGGACCCUAAGAAAUACAACGGGCAACAUGAUCUUCCCCCCAAGGUAGCAAUUAUAGACAAGUACAUCGUCACACAUCCAGAAGACGAAGAAGAUUGGGAAAUGACGGAAGAAAUCUAUCCACAAGCAGGAACAUCUGAUGAGGAACACUGGGAAAACGUCCGGCGUAGCACCGCAGUGGCAGGCGCCGCUCCUCAAGACACGCCAAUGGUAGAUUUUGUUCUCGGUCCACGGGCACGGACGUCUCUUCUCAACUUCUUCGGUGCUGCUCCUCGCAUCAUCGCUGGAACGAUUGAUACUGCUGGGAUAGCAGAUGCUCUCAAUAAUGACAUGGUCCCGUAG